Molecule: messenger RNA, 3090 nt
Organism: Parus major (Great Tit)
Lineage: Eukaryota; Metazoa; Chordata; Aves; Passeriformes; Paridae
Gene: CCR10
Product: C-C motif chemokine receptor 10
Exons: 2
Coding region: 1556-2650 (364 amino acids)
Biological process (GO): chemotaxis; immune response; G protein-coupled receptor signaling pathway
Cellular component (GO): membrane
Molecular function (GO): C-C chemokine receptor activity
Source: RefSeq, a predicted model, not a curated record
CAGUCCCGAAGGACGGGGAUGCCCCAGCAGCUGCUGGGUCCAGGCUGGCUCCAGGUGUGGAGCAGGAGCACGGCCAGGCAGUGCCCGGUGGCUCUGGACCUGGCAGGAUGUGCCGGGCAGGGCUGCCCCGGGCAGGGCAGCACAGCCAGCUGCGGGCAGCCGGUGCUAAACCUCCCCCUGCCCAGGCAGAGCCCACACCACGGCUGGGGAGUGAGAGAGAAUAGAAAGCCGCAGGUGCGGCAGAGAUGUGGGACACCUGGCAGUGCACCAGGAUUUCUGCUACCAGGAGCUAGAACCAUAUGCUGAGGACAUUGGCACCUGCCCUCCUGUCCCCCAGACCCUGGCAGUGCUUCCAGGUCCAUCCCCAGGAGAGGCACAGCCCACCUGGCCUUAUCCUGACAUCCUGGGGGGCUGCCUGCACUGGCCACAGCCCCACGUCCUGACCCUGUGCUGGGUCAGAUCUGUGACAGCCCCAACAGGGACAUGUAGAAUGGCUGUAGGGCCAGCAUUGGCCCAGGACCUUCCUCCCCCCCUUUCCCCAAGAUGCAGGGGGCAGGAAAGCACCCCCAGAGCCAGCACAGGGCUGAGAUCUGCAGUUAGCAUCCCUGCACUGCAGAAAGGGGAAGAGAAACUCCAGGAAAGAGCCCUGGGGACCCUCUGGAGGCUGGGAGCACCUGUCUUCAUCCAGGGUGAAGCAGCUCCACAGCCCCACAGCGAGCAUCCAGGAUCCUGUCUGGAGGCAGCAGGAGGGCCGAGGGCACAGUGGAGAUAAGCCAUGGCAAAGACAGCUGUAGCUGGGAGAAAGGGGGAUUGAGGGAUUAUGGCCAGGAGCCCAUCUAAGCUAGGGAUCAAUUUUCUCCCCCUCAGGGAGAGGAAAGUGGGGCCUCUACCCCACAGGAACUAAUCUGCUUUUUAAUGAGGAACUGGGAAUUUUGUUGUCAACAACCAGCAACACGCAUGCCCGGUGCUGCAGGGAUGCAUUGCCAGGUUGGGACCCCUGGGUGAGUGCUAUGCCCUGCAUCAGCAGCCACCCCAGCUUCUGGAAACACCAUGUUUACCACCAGGAAAAGAUGAUCCUAGACCAGGCAGGGCUCUGCCGAUCCUGCUGGAGGAUCAUCCUGCCUGUCCCCAGCUCAGCACCAGCCAACAACAGCCCCCACUUCAUUCAUUGGCUCCAUUCUCUCUGUCCUGCAGGAGCCAACAAUAGCCCUGGGGUGGGCUGGGGGUUCCUGCUUGUGCUGGAUGCCCUUGGGCAGACCCUGCUCCCCUGGCUGGGUGCUCCUGGGUUUGACCUGCACACCUGCAUGACAGAGACUGAGCAGAGCUGCUAUUUCUGUCCUGAGCAUGCAGAUGUAAAAGACACACCAAGUUAAAGGUUCAGGACUGGCUCCAAAGUGGGGUCGCACCUGCCACCUUGCCUUCCUCCCCAGGGCUGGGCCUGUGUUCUGCUCCGUUCUCGGUAUCGAGAGCAGCACGUGGUCAAACCACAGGUUACAGAGUGCUGAGACACCAAGAGCUUCAGACCCACCGGCCAGGGGAAAGGCUCUGCUGUGCAAUGACGGAGCAGGUAACUUCCAGCCCCGUCUCAACAGAGCUGAUGGCCACCACUGACUUCUACCCCUGGGAGGACGGGUACUCGGGCGAGUCCGGCAUGUUGCCUGAGCUCUGUGAGAAGCAGGCAGUGCAGGGCUUCGCCCGCACCUUCCAGCCUGCCGUGUAUCUGCUGCUCUCACUGCUGGGCACAGUGGGGAACGGGCUGGUGCUGCUCACACACACCCGCUACCGCCAGGUACACAGUGUCACCGAUGUCUGCCUCCUGCACCUCGCUCUGUCUGACCUCCUGCUGCUCCUGACGCUGCCCUUCGCCAUCACCGACACGCUGCAGGGCUGGUCCCCAGGCACAGCCGCCUGCAAGGCGCUGCAGGGUCUCUACGCCCUCAACUUCUACAGCGGCUUCUUCUUCCUCACCUGCAUCAGCGUGGAUCGCUAUGUGGCCAUUGUGCGGGUGCCGGCUGCCUGCCGCCUGCGCCCACGAGCUCGCCGCCACGGCUGGCUGACGGCAGGGCUGGCGUGGCUGCUGGCCCUGCUGCUAGCCCUGCCCCAGUUCAUCUACAGCCAGGCAGAGCAGCACCAGGAUCUCCGGCUCUGUCGUGUCGUCUUCCCCCGUGGGGUCUCACGGGCAGCCCGGGGAGCCACCAACCUGGUGCAGGUGGUGCUUGGUUUCCUGGUGCCCUUCCUGGUGAUGGCGAGCUGCUACGCAGCCGUGGCACGGACACUGCUGGCGGCCCGCGGUGCCCAGCCCCACCGGGCGCUGCGAGUGCUGCUGGCCCUCGUGCUGGUGUUCGUGGCCCUGCAGCUGCCCCACAGCCUGAUGGUGCUGCUGGACGCGGCCGAGCUGCUGGCCAGCUGGGAGAUGAGCUGCGCCCAGAGCCGCCGCAAGGACCUGGCGCUGCUGGUCACCGGCGGGCUGGCGUACCUGCGCUGCUGCCUCAACCCCCUGCUCUACGCCUUCCUCGGCCAGCGCUUCCGCCGGGAGCUGUGGCUGCUCGCCAGCGACGCCGGCUGUGUGGGGUCCCUCGACCCGCCCUGCUCCGGCUGCCCCAGUCCCCGGCGGCGGACAUCGCUCUCCAGCUGCCUGGAUGUGGUGUAGGAGCACAGCGGCCAGGGAGGGGAGCAGCCGGGUUCGGUCCCUCCGCGACUGCCCGGGGACAGCCCCGUCCUGCACGGACCUGCCCCGGGUCCACGGGCAGCACCGGACAAUCCGCACGGCACCCGCACACGCCUGGGCAGAGGGAAGAGCAGCCCAGCAGCGCCUGCAUGCCCUGCCAGUGCCUUCACUGCCCGGCGACACGCCGGGCUGCGGUCUCUGCAAUGUCGUGCGUGUUUCGGGGCCACCCCGCAAUGUCGCGGGUGUCGCGGGCCAUGCGAUGUUUCACAUGCUCUGGGGGUCCGGGCGGUGCCGGCGAGCCGGGUCGGUGGGUGCAACACUGGGGCCAGGCAGGCAGCUGGUUCCCACUCUCACAAUAAACCCCGAACGAGUCCCGGUGGGCGAGCACAGUCUCCGUGGGGGCCGACGCUGUCCUGGGUGGG